AUGAGCAGUAUUUACAUUCAAGAACCACCCACGAAUGGAAAGGUCUUGUUAAAGACCUCCGGAGGUGACAUUGACAUCGAGCUGUGGUCUAAGGAAGCUCCUAAAGCAUGUAGGAACUUUGUGCAGCUGUGCAUGGAAGGUUACUAUGAUGGAACAAUAUUCCACAGGGUGGUGCCUGAAUUCAUCAUUCAAGGUGGAGAUCCAACUGGAACCGGGAUGGGAGGAGAGUCCAUCUAUGGGGGGCCAUUCAAGGAUGAGUUUCACACCAGACUGCGCUUCAACCGUAGAGGUCUGGUCGCUAUGGCAAACGGUGGCCCCCACGACAACGGCAGCCAAUUCUUCUUCACUUUGGGACGUGCUGAUGAGCUGAACAACAAGCACACCAUUUUCGGAAAAGUGACUGGAGACACGGUCUAUAACAUGCUGAGGUUGGCAGACGUGGAAUGUGACAGCAAUGAAAGACCUUUGAAUCCUCACAAGAUAAGAUCUUCAGAGGUUCUGCAUUCUCCCUUUGAUGACAUUGAACCACGUGAAUCAAAGAAAGCCAAGAAGGAAAAAGAAAAAGAGGAAGGAAAGAAAUCCCAAUCAAAAGCCACAAAGAACUUCAGCCUGCUGUCGUUCGGCGAGGAGGCCGAAGAAGACGAGGAGAUGGUCAAUCAAGCCAGUCAGAGUCUAAAAGGAAAGAGCAAAAGCAGCCACGAUCUCUUGAAGGAUGAUCCGAGACUCAGCUCUGUUCCGGCUGUUGAUAAGGCAGAGAAGACAUCUGGAGAUGAAGCAAAGGAGGAUGACGAGCGCGAGAAAAUGAGCGAGCUGGUCAGAGCCAAACUGAAGAAAGAGAAAGACAGCGCAGCAGCCAGCGAGCUCCGUGUAGACGAGGAACGAGGAAAGAAAAGCAGCCGCAGCGAAGAGUUGCGCAAAGAAGUUCGACAGUUGAAGAAGGAGCUGAAGGCGCUGAAGCAAAGAGAAGAUGGCCCUAAGCCCGCCAUGGAUGAAGUCAAGGAGGAGAGCAAAAAGCCAACCAGCGAGGCUGUCGCCGAGUAUCUGGAGGAGAGAAAGAAGUACGAGGAGCGAAGGAAAGACAAGCGCAAGAAAGGCUAUGGCAGAGAGGAACAGACCAUGGAACUGCUCAACCGUUUCAAAUCCAAGUUGACGACGGCCAUUAGCGAAGCCCCGGAGGUGGAAGAGGACGAAGAAGAGCUGGCAGAGGACGACGACACAGGAUGGCUGGGCCACGUGCUGCAGUUUGACGAGCAGUCCCGAAAAGUGAAAGACGCCAACAUGCAGGACGAGGACACCUUUGAGAUCUACGACCCGAGGAACCCCGUCAACAAGCGGCGGCGGGAGGAGAGCAAAAAGAUCAUGAAAGAGAAGAAGGCCAAGAGGUGA
Molecule: messenger RNA, 1386 nt
Organism: Nerophis lumbriciformis (worm pipefish)
Lineage: Eukaryota; Metazoa; Chordata; Actinopteri; Syngnathiformes; Syngnathidae
Source: RefSeq, a predicted model, not a curated record